AUGAUUCCCAUUAAGAGCAUUGUCCUUACGCUUUGGAUCACAGCCACAAUGGGCUCCAGGCUCCCCGCCGGUUCGUGGGAUUCCCAUAUCCACGUUAUUGAUCCCGAAAGAUUCCCUAUGGAUGAAGAUCGAGAUUAUACGCCCAAACCUGCGACUGUUGCCAACGCUACUGAGUUCCAGACUGCACGUGGUGUCAAUCACGCGGUCAUAGUCUUGCCCAGCGUCUACGGCACCAACAACUCUGUCCUCAUCGAUGCUCUACGUCAGUUCAAGGGCAAGUACCGCGGUGUUGCAGUUGUAGACCCCGACAGUGUAACGGAAGAGGAGCUCAAUGAGCUGCAUGAGGUUGGCGUCCGUGGUCUGCGUGUCAACUUGAACAACAAUACCGACGAAGACAUCAUCGAGGAAGUCAAGAAGAAUGCCGCCAUCGCCAAAGCCCGCAACUGGGUCGUGCAGCUCUGGAUCCCCAUCAAGACAUACGUGGGCCUGCACUCCAUCAUCCCUGAUCUGGGGGUGGCAUUCGUCGCUGAUCACUUUGCCCACGCGGAGGUGGGUUCCAAGACCAACAAGACGGUCAACACCAUUGACCCGUAUAAGUCAGCUGGAUUCCCAGAGGUGAUAGACCUUGUCCAACGUAAGCUAUUGUUUGUCAAGCUCUCUGCACCUUACCAGAAUUCAAAGGCCGCGCCUUUGUAUGAGGACAUGCGCGUUGUGGCCGAGAGCCUGAUCACAGCGGGACCAGACAUGGUUGUCUACGGAAGUGACUGGCCUCAUACUUCCAGCAAAGAAGGAAACGCGGCAGUGGGCGGACGUCUGAACCCACAGGAGUACAGAAACAUCAAUGAUGCCGCCCUUGUUGAGAUCGUCAAGGACUGGGCAGGCAGUGCAGCUCAAGUGCGCAGAAUCUUCGUCGACAAUCCACGGCGUCUAUGGCAAUGGUACUCCGAGGACUAG
Clonostachys rhizophaga is the source of this 954-nucleotide messenger RNA. The record is from the annotation of a GenBank genome assembly. NCBI's taxonomy places the organism in Eukaryota, Fungi, Ascomycota, Sordariomycetes, Hypocreales, Bionectriaceae.